Molecule: messenger RNA, 1972 nt
Organism: Chrysoperla carnea
Lineage: Eukaryota; Metazoa; Arthropoda; Insecta; Neuroptera; Chrysopidae
Product: plexin domain-containing protein 2
Exons: 8
Coding region: 60-1820 (586 amino acids)
Source: RefSeq, a predicted model, not a curated record
ACAUUAUUAUUGCAGUGCUAUAAACAUAAAAUAAAUACUAUAAAGUCUUAGAAACAAAAAUGGCGAGAGAAUGUGUAGUUGUGAUUAAGUGUUGUUUUUUAUUUUGUUUAUUUAUUAAUAAUAUAUAUGCAUCAAUUGACAGAGGAUUCAGUGACAUCGAAUUAUAUGACAUUAAUCCAACAUAUUUAGAUAAUUUUGACGACACAUUUAUUGAUAUAAAAAGAGUACGUAAACGAGAUGUAACAAAUACCAAAGAUGAAAAUCCUAUAGACACCAAUAGAAGCGAUCGAGUUUUAAAUCCAACAGCAACAACGAAGUUUGAAAAUAAAACAAUAACAAAAACGAAAAUAACAAUUUUAUCUGAUACACCGAAUAAAUUAUUAGGUGUAAAUGGUACAGGACAACGAUUGCAUUAUGACGAAACUGAAAAACCAACACAUGUACUUGAAACAAUUCACAAAGCAACUGAUAACAUUACAACGAAUUCAAAUGUAUCACUCAACAAUAGCAUAGCACCUAACAUAAAUAUAACAAAAACCAAUCAAACGAGCGAAAAUAAUGAUAAUGAUGAUGAAAUAUCAAUCGAUAAAUUUACUUUAAAAGAAGAGGAACAAAUUUUAGACAAGGAAAUAAUUGAAAAAAAUUACACAAAAAAGUAUGAAGAGGAUCAUUUAUAUUAUUCGAGUACCUUUAUGGUAGAUCCAGUAGCCGCUAAUAAGCAUUGGGUUGACAUGGAUAAUCAUAGUGAUGUUAAAGUUAAUGAAUUAUUGUCGCAGUCGCAUCGAAGAGCAGCGACGGUGAAAUUAUCAUUUGAUUUUCCAUUUUAUGGUCAUCCAAUACGUAAUAUCACUAUUGCAACUGGUGGUUUUCUUUAUACGGGGGAAUAUGUUCACUCAUGGUUGGCAGCUACACAAUAUAUAGCACCGUUAAUGGCAAAUUUCGAUACAAGUUUGUCGAACGAUAGUUUUGUGAAAUAUGUAGAUCGUGGUGAUUCUUUUACCGUACUCUGGGAAAAAGUAUCAUUACGUGACAAACCUAAUGAUGGUGAAUUUACAUUUGAAGCAACAUUACAUAAAAAUGGGGAUAUAGUUUUUGUAUAUAAAGAUGUUCCUGUUAUUAUUGAAGAUAUCAAAGAUGAUCAUCAUCCGGUAAAAGUUGGGCUUUCCGAUGCAUAUAUUAUUGAUCGCACAAUAUUCUUUGUACGACGUAAAACAAUUUAUGAAUAUCACCGUGUACAAUUUGUUCGUCAAGAUAUUAAAAAUUGGACUGUGAUAUAUUUGCGUGCGACACAAACAUGUUUAGAAAUGAAAGAUUGUGCAAGUUGUUUGACACAAGUAAAACAUUUUACAUGUAAAUGGUGUGAGACUAUGAAAAAAUGUUCAAAUGGAAUAUUUCGUAAACGCCAAGAUUGGAUGUUUAACGGUUGUGAACAACAUCAAAUUUCAAAUGCAAGUCGUUGUUCAGCAGCAGAGAAAAGUGAAUAUUUUAAUAAUACAAAUAAAAUGAAUCAAAAUGAGGAUUCAUCAAUAAUGGAUGCAAAAAAGUCAGCAUCAAUUCAACAUCAAGAUAAUUUGCAUAGAUCCCAAUCAAACGAUGAAAAUAUGGGAUUGUCUAGUGUAAUUGGUGUUAUGUUUUUAUUGGGUUUAGUUUGUGUGUUAGUUGGUUGGGUUUUAUAUGCUUACAGAAAUCCUCAUACAAGUAGUGGGCAAUUUUUAAUUAGGCAAGGAUGGGAUUGUUGUUCUACUUCACAGUAUCGGCCGAGUCAAUGGAGUUGGCGAAGAGGAGAAGCCCGUUACACAGCAGCUACUAUUCAUAUGUGACCACUUAUUAUUAUUUUGUCUUAAUCUCAUUUUAUAUAUUAUAUAUCUAGUCUUUCCUGAUGAUAAAUUUCAUGGCUGGUAUCUAGAUAUACAACAAAAAAAUUAAAUAAAAUUAAAAAAAAGAAACUAUAAUUAAACAAAAAAAAAUCAUU